CAACGAGUGUACGUUUUUAUCCUGAAAAACUCCAACACUCCAACAGUUGCUGUACGUAAAGUUCCGCCAUCUUGUGAAGAUAUGUUUUUCUUCAAAUGUUUGUUAUAUUUAAUCUAACUCGAAGAUAGUAACAUCAUUUUAUAAAACUACGAUAUCUAAUUGAACAUAUAACUAUCGACGACUCGGUUUCAUUUCUUGUAAUUUCGUAUACCGUGUCUUUGUAUUUCUUUCUUUUGCCGGCUGUAACGUGUAAUUCUAAUUGUGGAAAUUGUCCAAUAAUCUAUCACAAUGGGUAACAUGUUCGCAAAUUUAUUCAAAGGCCUUUUUGGCAAGAAAGAAAUGAGAAUAUUGAUGGUUGGCUUGGAUGCCGCCGGUAAAACUACUAUUUUAUACAAAUUAAAGUUAGGUGAAAUCGUAACGACAAUUCCUACAAUCGGUUUUAACGUCGAAACCGUUGAAUACAAAAACAUUAGCUUUACUGUCUGGGAUGUCGGUGGUCAAGACAAAAUCCGGCCUUUAUGGAGACAUUAUUUCCAAAAUACACAGGGUUUAAUAUUUGUAGUAGACAGUAACGAUAGAGAAAGAAUCGGCGAAGCAAGAGAAGAAUUGAUGAGAAUGUUAGCCGAAGAUGAACUGAGAGAUGCUGUGCUUUUAAUAUUCGCCAACAAACAGGACUUACCAAACGCUAUGAAUGCCGCCGAAAUUACUGACAAAUUGGGUCUUCAUUCGUUACGUAAUCGAAAUUGGUAUAUUCAAGCUACUUGCGCUACUAGUGGAGAUGGUCUUUACGAAGGAUUGGACUGGCUCUCUAAUCAGUUGAAAAAUGCCAACCGCUAGUGACGAAUGUUCGCGUUCCGCUGUAUGAAUUUUCCUCAAUUGUUGUUCUAUAGUAUAAAUAAUUUCUCUUCUUUUCCCCCAUUUAAAAAAAUUACGAAAAAUGAUGAAAAAUACGUCAUUUUGUAAGAUCAUUUAUGAAAUGAUUUCUCCGAAGUUGACUAAUUUUAAGAUUUCUCGAAUGGAAAAUGAAGAAAAAAUUCUUACGACAUUAUCUUACGGUGUCCUUUUAUCAGCCUCUAUCUUUUCGUGUAAAAUUAUAAUGCUUUCAUUUUUAUUGCGAAACGUUCUUAUAUACGAGUUAUUUUAGCGAAAUCACAAUUUUAUUCUGUGUAAACUUGUUUUUUUUUUAUCUGAUAAAUUACUUAAAAAUAAAAAAUUGUUUAUUUUUAAUUUGUAAGCAGUAUGGUCACAGUUCAUGUGUGAGUAUUCGUUGAAUGGUUAAUUUGUAAGCUUCUUAAGUUAUAAAUACAAUUUUUUAUUGCUAAA
Planococcus citri (citrus mealybug) is the source of this 1323-nucleotide messenger RNA. RefSeq names its product ADP-ribosylation factor 1 (gene Arf79F). The transcript has 5 exons. Bases 289 to 837 code for a protein of 182 amino acids. NCBI's taxonomy places the organism in Eukaryota, Metazoa, Arthropoda, Insecta, Hemiptera, Pseudococcidae. Gene Ontology annotation, biological process: intracellular protein transport; vesicle-mediated transport. Gene Ontology annotation, cellular component: cytoplasm; plasma membrane. The record is from RefSeq and is a predicted model, not a curated record. Gene Ontology annotation, molecular function: GTP binding; GTPase activity.